AAGCGGCGGCGCAGGCUCGGGCGGGUCCCCGGUGCGCGCAGCGGGCUCGGCUCCCUUCCCGGGCCUCGGUCCCUGAGACCCCCCCGCCCCGUCCCGCCCCCGCCAUGAUCCUGCUCGAGGUCAACAACCGCAUCGUGGAGGAGACGCUGGCGCUCAAGUUCGAGGGCGCGGCCGCCGGGAACAAACCAGAGGCAGUAGAAGUAACAUUUGCAGAUUUCGAUGGAGUCCUUUAUCAUAUUUCCAACCCCAAUGGAGACAAGACGAAAGUGAUGAUCAGUAUUUCUCUGAAAUUCUACAAAGAGCUACAGGAACAUGGUGCUGAUGAGUUAUUGAAGAGAGUGUAUGGAAACUUCUUGGUAAACCCAGAAGCAGGUUACAAUGUCUCUUUGCUAUAUGACCUGGAGAAUCUUCCUGCAGCCAAGGAUUCCAUUGUGCACCAAGCUGGCAUGCUGAAGCGGAACUGCUUUGCCUCUGUCUUCGAGAAGUAUUUCAAAUGCCAGGAAGAGGGGAAGGAUGGGGAGAAGAGAGCUGUCAUCCAUUACAGGGACGAUGAGACGAUGUACGUUGAAUCAAAGAAGGACCGCGUCACGGUUGUGUUCAGCACAGUAUUUAAGGAUGACGAUGACGUGGUGAUUGGAAAGGUGUUCAUGCAGGAAUUUAAGGAAGGCCGCCGUGCCAGUCACACAGCUCCACAGGUGCUCUUCAGCCACAGGGAGCCCCCCCUUGAACUGAAAGACACAGACGCAGCAGUAGGUGACAACAUUGGCUACAUCACUUUUGUGCUGUUCCCCCGCCACACCAGCACCGCUGCCAGGGACAACACCAUCAACCUGAUCCACACGUUCCGGGACUACCUGCACUAUCACAUCAAAUGCUCCAAGGCCUAUAUUCACACGCGUAUGAGGGCAAAAACGUCAGAUUUCCUCAAGGUGCUGAACCGUGCCCGUCCAGACGCGGAGAAGAAGGAAAUGAAAACAAUCACGGGGAAGACGUUCUCAUCCCGUUAACGCAUGGGAUGUGGCGGAGGCCGCCGCUGAAGACAGAAGGCUGGAGCACUUGCUACUUGAUAAUCGUAGCUUUUAAUGUUGCACCUCUCUGGGCUCUUAAGGAAUCAACCAAUCGGGUUCUGUUUUGUACAAGUUUGGGAAGUAAUCUGCGGAAACGAGCUGUGCUUGCAAGGACUUACUAGUUCAAAAAAAACAAACAAACCACAAACCAACCUUAAUUCCAUUUUGAUCAGUUUAAUUUCUUUUCUUUUUUCUUUUUUCUUUUCAAGCUGUUUUGCUUUGCAAUAUGUUACUGGUAAUGAGUUGCAGUAUUUCUUAUGAGAAUAAUGCAAUAUUAACUUGUUUUCUUCUGAGUAUUUGAGUUCAAAACUCCUGUAUCUGAAGAAAUACUGUUGGGGUUCAUUAAUAAAGGAGAUCUUUCUAUCUUAA
Molecule: messenger RNA, 1436 nt
Organism: Gopherus flavomarginatus (Mexican gopher tortoise)
Lineage: Eukaryota; Metazoa; Chordata; Testudines; Testudinidae
Gene: ARPC2
Product: actin related protein 2/3 complex subunit 2
Exons: 10
Coding region: 105-1007 (300 amino acids)
Biological process (GO): Arp2/3 complex-mediated actin nucleation; actin filament polymerization
Cellular component (GO): Arp2/3 protein complex; actin cytoskeleton
Molecular function (GO): structural constituent of cytoskeleton; actin filament binding
Source: RefSeq, a predicted model, not a curated record